Fusarium vanettenii 77-13-4 is the source of this 888-nucleotide messenger RNA. RefSeq lists its product as uncharacterized. Bases 1 to 888 code for a protein of 295 amino acids. Lineage: Eukaryota; Fungi; Ascomycota; Sordariomycetes; Hypocreales; Nectriaceae. The record is from RefSeq and is a predicted model, not a curated record. The transcript is spliced from 2 exons.
AUGUCUACACCAGAGCACAAGCAUUGGCUCGCGCCAUACGAAGUUCGCCAUGGCGUCUAUGCUGUGAUUGGAGCAGAAGUCCAGCUGCACCGCCACGAGAUUCUGCACCAUGUCCGUGGGCAUCUGGAGCAGCGUCAUCGGGAGGAACUGUAUUGCCAGCUCCGCGCGGGGUUUCUCAUGAAGUCUUUCUCGCAACUCGACCGGUUACAAGCCCUCGAUUUUCGGAACAAGACAGUUCCUGUCUAUCUUCUCACUGGCGAUGCAGAAAAGAGAGGCCUGAGUGGGCUGCUUCUCAUGGUUAUCCAUAACUACCUGUACCGCAAAUGGUUCCGCCUCUAUCGUUCCGACAUCGAACGUGGCCAGGCCAUGGCUAUCGUGAUCCCAGGUCAAAGUUAUUAUACUUGUGGCCUUGUAUCUCGUGUUGCUACUAUGUCUAUCCUGAUUAUCCUCACCGGCGAACAAGAAGGGCUGAGCGCACCCAUUUCAUUCGACUCAAUCGCUGAUCGGGCUGAAACCGUUACCAUCGGCGGUACGAAAGGCGUUCGAACCAAUCUGAAGACGGCAAUCGACUUUAUCAUGUUCUUGGAGGAACGCGAGGAGGCUGCUUUAGGUCCACAGCCUGACCUGAUUGCUUCUACAGACGCCUCGGCACUUGACGAGUGGGAAGGAGAGUGGAUUUACGAAAGGGCACAAACAAUGGCAAACCAACUGGGAUGGGAUAACGAGCCGUUGGUCGGUCCCAGCUCACGGUGGGUGGAUACAGCCAAAUACCCCGACUGGACUGGACACGGAGCUCAGAUGGAGCCGUCGUCACCCAAUGCCUGGAACAAAAUGGGUGGAGGUUCCAUGCACAUGAUUGCAGCUGCAGUGAUCACGCGAGUCUUGUAG